AUUGAAGGAUUUUCGCGCUAUGAAACACAAAGUUUCGAUUUUCAAAAAUGUUUCAAAGCACGAAAAUCCUUCGAUAUUUAACGUUUCCGCAUGAUUUUAGUUCAAGCAAUUAGCCACUGCCUUAUACAAAUCAAAACACUCUUUAGUUUUUUCAUCUCAGAUAAACCAAUCCCCUGGAAUCGUGAAAACCAUGGAGAAACAUAUGGGUUCCUGUGGAAUAGUUUUACAUCGAAUCUACCCGAGAUAUCAGAUUUAAAAAAUUCUAUCAUAAAGUUGAAAUACCAAUAAAUAAACCCUUAAGGUUUCAAAAGACUGUUUUUUUUCCUCGCGGCAAGAAAAUCGCAAAACUACCCCAAAAAUCCGGCUGCCACACGGAGUGACCUCCUUAAAUUUUCGCUCGGAAAGCUCACUUGCAAUUAUGGAUCUCAAUAAUGAUUCACUUUAAUAAUUGCAACUUUCACCGCAUUUUGUGAGGGUAUAUUCAUGCGUAUGCGAAGAAUGCGAAAGUCAGUUGCACGCCAACGAUCGACUUGCCAUUUGCCCAGAAAAUUGAAAGAAUACGCUUCACUUUCCGGUUUUUAAUAAUACAUGGAUUUUCCUUUAUUUAUCAUUCGGUCAUUUGCCAAAGAAAGUUCUAUUUUCUUGCCUUUUUUUGCAGCGUCUUAAAAAUUUGCAUACCUCAUUUUUUAUACACCUUGAUUGUGUUUUUAUGAGGGGACUUGCGAAAUUCACAUGUGACCCAAAUAACGACCACCCUAAUGUAUAUUAUAUUCGUCGAUAUGCGAUGCGAGAGGGACAAGAGGGGGAAUUAAACUGCGUUUAUUCAGGUGAAAAACAGAUGAAUGAUUGUAUUGGAAUAAAGAAUCCAAAACUUAAUGGUCUCUCCCCACCAACCACAUCAUCAAUAUUAAUCUCAAUCAUUAAUAUUAUCAACUAUCGACUCGAUUCCCAAUCGUCGUGCACUCUUUGCGCUUCGAUACCAUUAAAAAGACUUUUUUUCGAACGUUUUUUUUUUUGAAUGAGGACUAAAAUUCAGAGGUCGUCAUGAGUACAAAUAGAUUUGUAAUCUCACGAAAAGCAUCAUUCGCGUCUGCGUUAGUAAAAAGUUUUUCUUCGGAUCGCACAACGACGAUUAUUAUUGAGUUGAAUUUCGGACAUUAAUAACUGAAAUUUUGUCGUUUUUUGAUAAUCAAUAUGAAGGCACUCUCUGGUCUUUGGAUCUUUUUUAUUGUACUGGCAGUGACCAUCUUUGUCAUAAUUGGCUCCCCCCACGCGUCAGUUGAUUGCAAGCCGUGGGAUCCAUUUGAAAUCAACCCGAAAUGGCAAUUUCUUGCGUGGUCAUCGAGUCAAUCAAACCCGUGUCCAGAAGGCUUCGAGUUACACGAUGGCGAAUGUUGGGCCACAACGAUCUCGAGUUGACAAGAUACUUCCCGUGCAGUAAAUUGAGACCGUUCCAAGUCAAGCUCGUCGAGAAUCAUCUAUGUAUACGAGGAAAAAUUCAUGCUGUGUCCCAUCGUUAUAUAACGCGACGUCGAAAAUGUUCUCUUCGAAAAUAAAGAAUCUUCGUCUGUGAAUACCUCAAAAUUAUCGAAAGUUUAUAUUUUCAUUAAAUUGAAGCCUCUGUAUCCACUAUCUGAGUUCAACAUUAACAGAUUGAUAUAAUAACGCAUAAGAUUUUUUUAUAUCACACUUUGUUUACUAAUGUAGGCUUGAGGAGUCGCGCAUAGGAUGUAUUCUUGCUCAAUGUAUUCUAACAUCGCGUCCUACCUAGUGCUUACGACGAAUAAAUAUGCAUAAACUAAUCAGAGAUCUGAAAGUCGUUAUCAUUUUUUACUUUCCGGGUAAAUCGAUAAAUAAUUUUUUUUAUACAUCUUUACAUUUGUCCAGCAGCAGGUAAUUGAUUUUAAUUUUUAUUGCGAAGAUAAAUCCUGGUAUCAUUUAGCCUGGAAUUAAUCCCACAUUUCCUAAAGUAACAAAAAGUGUGGGAAAUUUUAUUCGUUAUUGUAGUAUAUAGUAGUUGGCCGUAUUUACACGAAUAGCCAUUAUUACACCCUCUGUAUUCGCGAAAAGAAUACAUAAAGUAUUAUAUAUAUCGAUCUGAGAGUCUUGAUCAUGCGAGAAAAAUGAUCCGUUCUUUUCGCACUUUUCUUUUACACCGAUUAUGAAAGAAAUUCUGUUCAAUUUUUCAAGAUAUAUCAUCUCACACAUGGUGAUAAUAACUUGAGCUUGGAUAAUUCUUAGUUUCUAGAAAAAUGUUCGAAAUAGACAUGACGCAGGACACUCUGCUAUAUGACCAUAUCUGACAGCGACAUUUUCGUACGGAAUGAGUUCGUUCAUUCAAUAUUUAUCGUGCAGUAAUUAUACGAGUUUCACUGAUCCUUUUCCCAAUAUGUGCAAAGUGACAUGUAAUAUGCGUCUUUUCUCUGCAAUUAUUAUUCUUUUACGAUAUGAAUAUAUAUACGUAAAACUACAUCACCGUAGUAUAUCAUUGUUAUUAAAUCAUGCACGCAUAUAUAUCUAUAUGAUCUGUACGCACUCGACGAUGAGAAAGGCGGGAAGCAUUCGGUCAAGGCUUCCGUACGGCUUCUUUAAGUAAACGUAGUAUACACAGAGUCAUGGGGAGAGAAGAAAAAAAUUCCCUGGAAAAAAGUACAUUUACUUAGAUGCAGCACAGAAUAACGAUAGAGUGUUGCAUAAGCAGAAAACAGGCGUCUUUUUUAAGUUGUCGUUCUCUUCAUCGUUGUGGUUAUGAAUUUAUUCGUUAAUCGGGAUUUAAAACAUUUUUUUCUUCGAUUUUCAGUGAGCGAAACGCGUUUCUCGAGAUAGAGCUUUCGUCGCGUCGUUCAUACAAGUUUGUGCGCGUGUAUCUUAUUUUACAGCCAAAGCAAAGUACUAACCGCGAGAUAAGACAGUCGCCGGCUUACCGUACCUAUCUCAUUCUAUCUCGUGUGUGACUUAAAAAACGAACGCUCUCUCUUGCUCUCUCUAGAAUACGCGUUUUUGAGCACAGACUUGAGCAUAAAUCUUUUUGUAAAGUCGCAAAUUUGAAUAAACAAAUAAAAAACUAAUAUGGCCGACCCUACAAUACAAACGUUUUGUUGUCAUCACAACAACAGUACUGACAUGGCAGUAGUUAUAAUGCAAGAAUUUAACACUGAUACUUAUAAUACUGUUUGCAUGCUCUCAUCGGCAAUGGGAAUUCUCGGAGCUAUAUAUCAGAUUCUUCCUCGGCAAACUUCCUCAUGGACUCAUCGGUGCCAAAAUUUUUCAGCCUCCAGAGGAAAAGACAUUAUUAUUAGUUUAGCUAUAGCAGAUCUCUUUGCUUCAUUGGGAGUUUUUGUCAGAUCGGCACUGUGGAUGAACUUUAAGAGCAUCAUGCCCAUGGAGGAUGAUACUUCGAGCGUUGUAUUUUGUGCCCUUUCAUCGGCUUGGACGCAAUACUUCUACAUGGCCACAUGGAUUUGGACUCUUUGCUACGCAUAUGACAUGAAACUUCUGCUUGGUGAACGAGCUGGACAUCCAUCUUAUUAUCACGCUAUCGCUUGGAUCUGUCCUGCUGUACUCACUACUUUUGGCUUAACCAUUUUGUACAUUCCUGAUGCGAAUUGUCACAACUUGACAUCCCUGUCAACAGCAAUAUUGCGGAUACUGCCAAACUACUGUGCUACGUACGUUUUACUGGCAGCUGUAAUGAUUGUAAAUCCUGCGCUGUACGUCUCGUCUACGAGGAAUUUACAAGACGCUGUCAACUGCAGUCUCUCUCAAGUUACCGGACGCGAGAGGAAACUUGUCCAAACAAUUAAACUCAAAUUCGCUCUUACCAAUAUCGUCUAUUACGUCUGUUGGGUACCAAAUUUAAUAAAUGGUAUUCUUUUGUGGACCUUGUGGUUCCAAUUACCAAUCAAAGUAAUCAUUACUUUGUGGUAUAUUAUGGCAGUGACCAAUCCACUCCAAGCAUUCUUCAAUUCUCUCGUUUACCGUCGGUGGGGUAAACGAGAAAAAUUACGUACGGAAUGGUGUCUCAAGAAAUUGGGAUUCAACAAAAUAGUAAAAGAAGACGAGAGUAGUGAUUUUUCGGAAUCUUCCCCGUUAUUGACGCCAAAGUAUGCUUACACGCCACACACGAGCAUAAACGGUUCGUCGUCUCUCUGAAUAAAGGAAUAAAUUAAUUUAUAUAAAAAAAUGGAUUUCUUUUUAUAAAUAUUUAAGAGCUAAGAAUUACGACUGUGAUACUACAAAAUACGAAGCGUGUUACGAAGCGAAGUAUUAUAAUAUUCAAAUAUUCUUUUUUUACUCAAAAUGCGUUCGUUUCAAUUUGUUUAAAAUCACGCAAACAUGUUCGCAAGUAUUUUAUUUGUAUAAUAAAAAAAAGUAACAAAACAAA
Molecule: messenger RNA, 4384 nt
Organism: Venturia canescens
Lineage: Eukaryota; Metazoa; Arthropoda; Insecta; Hymenoptera; Ichneumonidae
Product: G-protein coupled receptor 143-like
Exons: 8
Coding region: 3070-4152 (360 amino acids)
Biological process (GO): regulation of calcium-mediated signaling; melanosome organization; G protein-coupled receptor signaling pathway
Cellular component (GO): melanosome membrane; plasma membrane
Molecular function (GO): dopamine binding; L-DOPA binding; L-tyrosine binding
Source: RefSeq, a predicted model, not a curated record